AUGCAGCCUUCGCACGAACAUCAGCUCCAGUCGAGCGAUGGCGCCGUCAGUGACGAGAACCGUCGCGUACUCGAAUGGAUUGCCCAGAUGAUGAACCCGACGACACGCGAGGGCGCCUUACUUGAGCUGAGCAAGAAGAGGGAACAAGUUCCCGAGUUGGCCCUGAUCCUAUGGCACUCAUUCGGCGUCAUGACUUCGCUUCUACAGGAAAUCAUCUCCGUUUACCCUCUCUUGAAUCCCUCGCAGCUUACGGCAGCUGCCUCCAACCGCGUCUGUAACGCCCUUGCUCUGCUCCAGUGUGUGGCCUCGCACGGCGAGACUCGUGGCCUAUUCUUGGGCGCCCAUAUCCCGCUGUUCCUCUACCCGUUCCUCAACACCACCUCCAAGUCGAGACCUUUUGAAUACCUGCGCCUCACUUCUCUCGGUGUCAUUGGUGCACUGGUCAAGAAUGACAGUUCCGAGGUCAUCAACUUCCUCCUGACAACCGAGAUCAUUCCCCUCUGCCUGCGUAUCAUGGAGACGGGCAGCGAACUCAGCAAGACAGUCGCCAUAUUCAUCGUCCAGAAGAUCCUGCUUGACGACCUCGGUCUGCAGUAUAUCUGUCAAACAUACGAGCGUUUCUACGCCGUCGGGACCGUCCUUUCAAACAUGGUCAACCAGCUCGUCGAGCAGCAGACAGUGCGCCUGCUCAAGCAUGUAGUUAGAUGCUUCCUUCGCCUCAGCGAUAACGCCCGCGCCCGUGAGGCCCUCCGCCAAUGCCUGCCCGAACCCCUCCGCGACGCCACCUUCUCGUCUGUUCUGCGCGAUGAUGCUGCGACCAAGCGUUGUCUGGCACAACUGCUGCUUGCACUCUCGGACCAGGUCGCCGAUCCCACGCAGCAGAAUCAGCCCUCCCUCCUACCCUGA
This is a messenger RNA of Aureobasidium pullulans EXF-150, 906 nucleotides long. Its product is annotated as Rcd1-like protein. Gene Ontology annotation, biological process: mRNA catabolic process; negative regulation of translation. Gene Ontology annotation, cellular component: P-body; CCR4-NOT core complex; CCR4-NOT complex. NCBI's taxonomy places the organism in Eukaryota, Fungi, Ascomycota, Dothideomycetes, Dothideales, Saccotheciaceae. Bases 1 to 906 code for a protein of 301 amino acids. The transcript has 3 exons. The record is from RefSeq and is a predicted model, not a curated record.